Messenger RNA from Copidosoma floridanum, 2758 nucleotides. Its product is annotated as PTB domain-containing adapter protein ced-6. The record is from RefSeq and is a predicted model, not a curated record. Lineage: Eukaryota; Metazoa; Arthropoda; Insecta; Hymenoptera; Encyrtidae.
GCGAUCGCCGAGCAGUCGAGACGCGGAGCGGCACCCGUAUACAGUGUACCACCCACCGUGUGUCGCGAUCGUGCGUGUACAUCCGCGCUCUGGGACUUGAAAACUAAAAAAAAGAGGCGCUUUUGCGGUCGGGCAUCGGGGCUUGAAGUGUACUUAUCUCGAUAUCGCGUCCGGACCGGACGAAAAAAAAAAAAAAAAAAAAAAAAAAAAAAAAAAAAAAGGGGAAGCAACCGAUCGGGGCCAGACGGCGGCGGAAAAUCGGCUCUAGUGCCCCCCGUCAGAUAUCGUGCGAAUUUCUCGUCCUUCGGCCCCAACGGCGUACACAAGUACAACCGGGAAAAUCGAAAAAAAAGAAAAAAGAAAAAAAAAUUAAGAGAACAGAGGGCAAUACGAAAAGAGAAAAGCGCAGUCGAGUGCAUAUUAUAUACAUACAUACAUAGGUGAGAGUGCACCAGCUGCACACAGACACACACACACAGACACGUAUACCUGUAUACACACGCAACAUAAAUAAGCACCUUAUAGAGUGCCAGCCUGUAUCCCCGAGUAUUUGAUUUUCUCUCGGAUUUUCUCUUGGACGCCAAAGUGCUCGGACACACCUCGUACGUGUACUUAUAUGCACUUGCGCCUCCGCUGUUGUAAAAGCCCCCAACGAAAUCCAUAAACCGGUGUGACUCUCUCGAUAUACACACCGAUCUCUACUCUCUCUCUCUCUCUCUCAUCCCGAUAUACACAUAUAUCUGUACACAACGCCUGGCAGAAAGAGACGCGGACUUGGGUACCCGGACUUUCUAUCCCGAGAGCUAUUUUACACUCACCUAGUGUACGCGGAGGACGCAUUUUAUCCCACAUACAUAUAUAUAAAUAUAUAUACACUUGGGGCGCGAGUUUAUCUGUGUGUGUGUGUGUGUGCGUGUAUCCACAUAUCAUCGGGUGCUCUGGCGAGAGACAGGAGAGCCAAGGGUCGCAGUGUAUGUGCACCAUCGACAGGGACCAUCGGCCCCCACAUCGAGCUCUUGGCGUCAGAGAUCGGAGCUUCGAUCGAGUGACAGAGGAAUAAUCGCAAAAGAUGAGGAAUUCGACACUUUUGAAGUGGGCGCAAAAUUCGGCCAACAAUAAAAAUCAGCAAAACAAAAACGGAGGUACCGGGAGAAACUGGAUACACCCACCGGAUGCGCUUCAGAAAGGCCACAUCGCUUACCUAGUCAAGUAUCUCGGCAGCACCGAGGUGGACCAGCCGAAGGGCAUCGAAGUUGUCAAAGAUGCAAUCUGUAAGCUUAAGUUUAAUCAACAAAUCAAGAAGAGCGAGGGAACGAAAACGCCGAAGGUCGAGCUAACCAUCAGCAUCGACGGCGUUGCCAUUCAAGAACCAAAAACCAAGACCUCCCCAAAGCGAAUCAUGCACCAGUACCCGCUGCACCGGAUCUCCUACUGCGCGGACGACAAGGGCGAGAAGAAGUUCUUCAGUUUCAUAGCCAAAGAGGAGGACGCGGAGCGGCACACGUGCUUCGUCUUCGUGAGCGACAAGCUCGCCGAGGAGAUAACGCUCACGAUUGGCCAGGCCUUCGAUCUCGCCUACAGGCGCUUCCUCGAGACUUCGGGCAAGGAUCUCGAGGCCCAGCGGCGCGCCAUGGUCCUCCAGCAGAAGAUCAAGCGGCUCGAGCACGAGAACAACGUCUACCGGCAGCGCCUCCAGGACGUGGCUGGCAUCAAAGGCGCGGCCGACAUAAGCUCUUAUCUGGCUCAGCACGACAUCCCCGACAUUUUGCACGUCCCCGAUCAGUCGUUGGCACCUUCUUCGUCGACUGGAAAGGAAAGCAUCCCGCGAGUUAACGGCAGCGCAGGGAAACUCUUCAUCAAUUCCAGUGCUGACACCAACGGAAAUUCAUCCAAUGGCACCCAACUGCCGCCACCAGUUCCUCCGAGAAGUUUUGAGAAAUCUUUCGACGACAACUUCAUGGGGAGCGAGUCCUCGUCGCCCCGAAAUUCCACUAGCGGGACGAAAACCGAAGGACUUUUAAUCGAUGAGUUUGACGAGGAAGACUUCAAUCCGCGAGCUUUUGAGACUUGCUUCAACGGAAUCUCCAACCACUUGUCGAACAACAAUCUGUCAAAUGGCCAAAUCACCGCAGGGGCCAUUUUUACACAAACAAACGGAAUCAAUUCUCCUCCUCUGCUGGCCCCACCACCGAAGGCUAAAGACUCGAGGAGGCAAAACGGAAUGAAGGAAGACUUGUUUGGCAGCGUGCCUUUCAACCCGGCACCCAAUUCGACGAAAAACGACUUCAAAGAUCCAUUUGAGAUGGGCGAGUUUGGAGCCUCGACUGUGCGCUCGCCCACGCACCAGGAGCUCGAAAAUGCCAUUGGUCUCUUGGACAAACGAUUACUGGAAAUGAAGGAUGGCUUCAGCCGGGGCCUUUCCAUUGGAACGGAUGACUUUUCCCUGGAAAGCCUGGAUCCGUUGAAAAACUGAGUAGGAACAAUUGAAAAGCUAAUGGGUCGCGAGGAAGGCUAAAUGUAAUGUGAUACGUGACGAGUGAUAGAAAGACAAGGAGAUAACGAGAGGAUGAGAAGUAAAUCGUUCCAGACCAGUUGCAGUUGGGAUGGGUAAAGACGAGAGGGUAUUGAAUGUGUACACCAAUUGGAUAUGAUGAGUCGUGCACGUGAAACCAAAAUUAGUCAAUUUAUUAUUAUUAACGCUAAACAUAUAUGAAUAUUUAUGAUUGUGGGAGUCCGAUAUUUAUUAUGCAAAUGUCAA